CCAUCCGAACGAAGCACUGCUCGUGCCCGGUUCGCGACCAUAUCGGAACUCGGCGUGACAAGUCGUGGAAAACGAUGGUUCGGCAGCGUAAUGGAAUUCGGCCGACCAGUCCACCAGCUGUCGGAAUUUCGCACAAACAAGCAGGAAAAACAUCUGACGAGAUGAUGCGGACCCUCAUCUCACCAGAGUCAGCCACGCGUUAGUUAGUUCAUGAUCGUUCGGUUCGACGGAUGGGCCACGACCACAUUUGCGUCCCGAUUACCGUGCGGGAUUUCAUUUUUUCGCGUGAUCGCGUAUCGUAGUGUGUACUGACGGACCGAAGUGUAGCGGAAGGAAUUCACCCGGAAGUUUGCUGGAAGUGAACAGAAAGUGAAGCACAAGAUGUCUCGCACUAUCUUACUAAUUCCAUACGUCGUAUUAAAUAUGCAGUAAGCAUUGAAUUGAUAUCUAAAAGGUCGAUACUGAUCUUGAAGUGAGUUAGGUAAAAAAGUGAUAAAGGAAACAUACACAGUGUGUCAGUGCAUUUCUCUAAAAUGAAGAUAAUUUGCCUAUCGCGAAUUGAUCUAGUUUAACAGUUGAGUAGAAUAAGAUCACUUUCGUCCACCACACUAUUCGACGCGUGUUCCAGUGAAGUGUCAGUGGCGACGUAUUUUCGACACCUUUGUCACCCCACGGUAUAGAGCGCCGGGAUUCUGUCGCACGUUGCGGUUUUACACCGACCCUACCGUUGGAGGAUGCGCACAGUGGUGUUGAAUAAUUUAUGCAAUUACAGUUCCCAUCAGGUGCAGUUGCAGCAUCUUACCUGCACCGACCAGCACGCUUCACUCAUUCGACAGCCGUACCGUACGAUCGUUGCGUGCAUGUUCUAAAGCACUAAGAGCGAGUCGGAACGCUACGACACACCGAACGGAUAUUUUAUGCAAUCAGAACCAAAACAAUGGGUCCUUGGUCUUUUGGAGCAUUUCGAAAUGUGCUAGCAACUGCUCUUUGGGAUUGCGUUCGAUGUUCUCAUUCAACAACUCAAGUCAAUUAAGAUAAAUAAUUCAAACCACAAAAGCCACCACCAUUAUGCAUCACGGUCACCAUAAAUUAAUGAAGCACAAACAUCAAGUAUGAAAUACAUUCCAAAUUUAGUAGCAUUGUAUGUAGUCCGAUAAACGAUCAGCUAUCACCAUAUAUUCAACGUUGCCAAAGUUUACCGAUACUGCUCAUUCACCAUUCAAACCAACAACGGCAACAAACUCUCAAGGUGGCCAAGGAGAUGAGUGCUACCUGGCGUGCGGUAGUAUUCCUAGCGAUACUAUGGCGUUUUUGCUACAAUAGAAGCCUGCUCGUACACUGCUGCCCACUAGAGUGUAUCUGUCUCUCACAAACACAGGUCAUGUGCAACACCGGUGCAUUGCGCGAGAUACCACUGAAAGCGAUCCCGGUCACAGUGGAGCAGCUAUCGCUCACGAAGAACUACUUCCCGAUUAUCAAAAGUGAUGCGUUCGGAGGGCUCCGGGCAUUGCGAAAGCUGUCGCUCGAUGGGAACAACAUUACCACCAUCAAACCGUUCGCCUUUCGCGGACUGCCCCGACUGCGGGACCUUUCGAUCCAGCAUACGCCGCUCGCUACGGUUGCCUCGUUUGCCUUCGCCGGGUUGCAGAACGUGUCGCAGAUACAGCUAUCGCACAACAAGAUCCUGCGCAUCGAGGGUUAUGCGUUUGCCGGUGCCGUUAACAUUAGACAGAUCCAUCUGGCGGAUAACCCAACCGUAACGAUCGAAACGAAUGCAUUCUCUAGCCUUAGCAAUGUUGAUCGACUCAUCCUGCCGUCCGGGAUACGAUCGAUUGAACCGGACGCGUUCUACGGGCUUGAAACGGUCGGUUACCUGAAGCUCUCCUUUAUGGACCUAGCGGCCCUAGUGCCAUACACGUUCCGGGGUCUAACACACGUCAAGCUACUGUCACUGCAAGAAUCCGACCUGGGCAUCAUACGGGCCGCAGCCUUCGAUGGACUAGUGCACGUCGAGCUGCUCAACAUACUCAACAACAAGAUCGAUGCAAUCCAGGAGCUCAACAUAACCGCGGCGAACCGGAUACGGGUGCUACGAAUACAGGGUAACCAUCUGCUCGAAACACCCGAAAGUGGCGCGAUCGUGCUGGAAGGUAUCGAGACGCUGCAUGUAAAUAGCAACUACUUCCCCUGCGGAUGUCACAUCCACACGCUACUAGAUAGUCCGCUAGCGAACGGUAGCUACACGUCGCACGGUGGUGCACCGGGUGACUUCCUGUCGAAGAACUACUGCAUCUCGCCGCUCGAGGUAAACGGGCUGCCGAUGAGCUCGAUCGAUCUCUACUCGAUCGGACGCUGCCUGGAGCAGGUGACGCGCGAAAACCUCGACGCAUCGAACUCGGCCACACCGAGCGUAUGGCGAGGGAAUUCUUGGCACUGGUGGCAACAGUGGAGCAGUGAGGAAGACUCACGCACCCACGAGAAGACGCUCGUGUCGGCCGUAUCGUCGGCGGUACGAUUCCUCACAGCAUCCCCGUUGGCGUCGAUCCUGUUUGUUGGAUGCUUUCAAACGUUUAGUAUCAAAAUCAGUUGAAUGUAACCACAUGCCGUGUAGAUCCGUAUAGAGAGAGAGAGAGAAAGUUGCUAUUGUUUUGUUUUAAAUUCUUGUUCAUUUCAUUUAUGUGUUUUUUUUUUGCUUUCGGAAAGAUGCUUUCAUGGAUAGCUGUCAAAGUGUAUCAAAUACGUCUAGAAUAAAUAAUUACAAACCUAUACCAGCUCUGUCUUAUUCGCUCAUAAAUCUGCACGAACCCGCUGCAAACGAUGAAAACACUGACCAUGCAGAACUUUACCGCUGCAUACCGCAAAUUGAAUGAUUACAAGCAAAACUUUUAAUAUCAUGAUUCAGAUAAAAAAGAAUCCUAUACCAUCGAGGCGAUGUAACAUUUUCCCCCACACAGCGUAACUCUUUGCCUUUACCGUCCCUUUAAACUUUCCAAUUAAAACGGACGGCUACCACAGAGACAACGCAUAACCAACCUUUGUGGUUACUUUUUUGUGCUAAAAUUUUAUUACGUGGUUUUCCCCGUGUCAAACCUUAUUUGAACCAUUUUCACAAACAAGCUAAUGUGUUGGAAACGAAAAAGAAAACCAAGCACAAACCCAAACACUUCAUCACAAUGCGUUCCUUUUUGGUGGUUUUUGUGGUUGACCUUUGUGAGUUGAUAGCUUUCCGAUCGUGAUGAUGCUUCGAUAUCACUAUUACUCAAUAUUGCAUGAUGGAUACUGUCUAAUUUUUAUUGAAUUUAAAUUUUCACCCUGGUAGGAAUACUUCAUUGUAACAGUUUAUCAAAAUCGCCCAGACUGCCACUCAUUCAAGGGUGGAUUGUUCAACGUGAGAGAGAUCGUUUCUUAGCGCUAGCUCCUGAUCACGUUCACUGCGGAAGUGCCGCAACGUUUAAAAACUUUUUCAACUGACCAAAACAAACAAGCCGCUGGCAUGGCGCUCGAAACCUGCUAAAAGCAUCGUCAACAAUAUGAAUAAAUGUGAGAAAGAAAAACAUGAAUUUUCCACGCUCCGAAACAAUGCUCCAAACUAGUAAACUUAGCACACCAAACCGUACUAUCGACAUCAUCAUCAUCAUCAACAUCACACUGCCUGUUCUAGCCAAUAGCCCACAACACCUCGCAACACUUUAGAGCGUUUUUCCAUUUUUUUUGCAACACCAACUGCAAAACUGCAUUAUCAUCAUCAACUGCAACACUGCAUCGACCGUCCAGCGCGGGAUGCACCUUGCUUUCUGACGCUGUGUUAAAACCUCAACUGCAAAAAAAAACAACCAAGCAUUCUGCCGCAGGACGAGGGCUUUUUCGAAAGAUUUUUCCGCUCGUUGAAUAAAUUAGUUUUGCAGCAGUUUUCUUGUGGGGUUUUCCCCCGGUGGUUUCGCGAAUGAUGUGCCGGACUAUUUAAUGUCUUAUUGAGUCUUGCUGGCUAGCAUAUGAGCAUAAUCAAACACUUGAUGAUUACAAAGCUAGGUACGUCAAUGUUUGUUCCGUAGAUCAACUGAAGAAAUUGUGGUACAAAAUAAAACAUCGAACAUUUACAUCAAAUAUGAGCAUAUGAGUCAUGUGCCACCUUUACUUAUGUUCACUUUAUGUAUUAGUUUCAGCUAUGAAAAACACAGUUUGUUUGUAAAAUAGGGGCCAUAUGGUUCUGCGUACCGGGCAAUACGGGCUUUUGUGAAAAAAUGUUAAAAUUUGAAUCAUUUCUGGAUUAUUUUCAAGUUAAACUCAAAUUUGUCGAGCUAGCUGAGGAAACAAUUGAGCAUUCUCGAGCUUUUCCAAGAUGAAAGCGAUUCUUUGCAUAGCUUUUCUUUUAUUAAUGAUGUGCUCGUUGAGAAAGCUUUGUAUAGAAUCAAUUUUAUUUUCUAAAAGCACAAAAUUUCCACAUAUAUCACCCGAUAUUCCUUUUCAAAUUUGGUCCAGCUUCGUCUCCAGCUUUUUCACGUAAACUUUCAAGAAUGACGUUCAAAUUUAUUUCAUUUCUUUAACUAAGAACUUUAUACUGUUUUGGUAGAACAACUUAAAAACCCACAUAUCGUAAUUUUAUUACAAAUUCACGACAAAAUGAUAAGGAACAAUAGGAAACUAACAGAAUAUCUAUCGAUUUUAAUUUCGAUAGAAGCAAAAAGAAAAAAAAUGCCACUCGUGAUCACUGGGGCUUUGAGUAUGCAAGCUGUAACUGUUUUAAAAUGCAACCCAAUUUCCGACUGACCUGACGAACUACCAUUACACUGGUGCAUUACACUCUCGACUAGUAGCUGACAGUUACCGUCAGCGGUGUUCCAUGGUCCAUCCACCAUCUGCCAGCAGUUGAUUCCCUAUUUACAAUUCGCCUUAAUCGUCAUUUCGUCAAUGAAGUUUCUAAUUUGACAUUCAAAACUUUUCGGAACACAAUAUUGCUUUCAGAAAAAAAGGAACUUCCUACCAUCGUCAUACCUCGCUCCACCAGAAUAAAAACUGGUUUUAUUUAUAUGCAUCCUGACUAUUUGUUUUUUCGUUGUGUAUCAGACAGCAUAUCUUUGAGAGCGGAAAAUAGAUUUCUGCAAAGCAUGUUUUCCAUCAGUUGUCAAUUAGCUAAGAUGUAAGGCAUGCGAGAAACGAUUACACCGUGUGCAUGAUGUCACCAUCUUACGUUCGAUGCACAUUCGGCUGCACGAGCGCGGUUUUGGGAACAGCAAAAUGUUUAAUAUUAAUGUAAAACUAGUCGUGAGGGGCGAGAGGUGAGCAUUGCAUUUUAUUCACAUUAAUCCUUCACGUAGGCUUAUCGCGUCUAGCACACUACACAGAGAAACAGAUAGAGAGAGAGAAAGAGAGAGAGAGAGAGAGAGUUAAUUGUAUGCGAUAAAAGCAACGUAGUGCAACAAUUGUCAGAAUAUAAUGUAUGUAAAUAGUAAAACGUAAGCCAUUAGCAGAAACAUAAUUUACAAAAAGCAAAAAAAAAAACAAAAAUCAUGUUUCAGCAGAAGCAUUUCAGCACUUGCGAAUUGUCGAGAUGCAUGUACUAUGUACUAUAAUACGAACGUUACCAAACUAACCGUUGGUUGGCAAUUUUCGAACUGAAUCAUUUUUAUUGUUGUACGGGUUUGUCUUACUGGCUCACCAAUAAAACUGGACAAGGUUCAGAGAUGCACACUGCCAUGGAUGUUUAACAAAAAUAUCGACAAACCUAAAAAUAUCUUGUUUUUAGCAUCCAAUAGCAAAAUAAUUUAAAUUUCGUUAAAGUUUUUGUUGUAAAAAAAUGCUUAAACGUUUAAAAUCAAAAUGUUUAUCUAUAUUGUUAAAAGUUCUAAAUUUCAACUAAUUUAUUAAGAAAUAAUUUAUAAAAGUCAUGUUUAUUUACUUCUGUUAUACUUCUGUUUAAGUCGAUGAAAAGUUGUAAAACGUUAUGAUAAAUAACGCUUCGAACAUCUUAGUUUUGUCACCCACAAGAAAGCUAUUUUUAUUUUCUUUAAAAACCAUGAAAUAAUUUUCGGAGUGAGCUAAAUGAAAAAAACGACACAACAAAUUGAUGCUACUUUUAAACGUACAACAAAACGCAAACAUUCAAUGGUAACUGAAAAUCAAACUAAUAUGAAACAUACUAAGCUCAGAAACUGAUAAUUUUCUUUUCAUUUUAAAAGAAACUCCAGGAAUUGCUCAGACUCGUCAAGUCAUUUCAACAAACUGCAGAUACAGAAUUCCACAACAGACAAAUCGCCCCUCGGUUCUUUCGAUCUCUAUUCUACAGGGAUUGAUUCAAAGUGCUGUUGAACCAAAAUACAUUAUAGCGCUGAGAUUACAAAGAAACGAAAAUUAUAUUAAACCAUACGAGCGGAUCUACAGAAUGGGAUUUCUAUGGCAAUGAAGCGUAUUACUCCUGCACACGAGUCAUGAUGCAUUCAGGAUGUAAACACAUCGACCGGAAGCCCGGAUAUUCAGCUACGAAAAACGAAUGUGAAUGUGAAAACAACACAACAACAAAAAACACAGCAAAAUAAAUUCAAUGAAAUUAAAUGAACCUCACUCAAUGAGCAAACUCAUCCUUUAGCUACGCAAUGGCUCAUUAAUCACGCCAUUAACACUGAUUAAUUUGUUUUUUUUUUUUUUUGUUUUAAAGCUUGUGCUAACAAAACUGAACCGAAAAAGGAACAAAGCAUGAGAAAGCAGACGAUAAAUUGUACUGUAAAUAUUGUGGAAGGAGUUUUUAUUAUUUAUUUUUUCUAUAAGCCCAUGUUUUAUUUGGUCAUCAAAAAAAAGGGAAAUUAAAAUUAAAAAAUCAAAAUUAAACAAUGAACAAUGAAUGCCAUAAUAUGUAUACAUAUUCCUUAUUUCUAUUCCUUAUUCAGUUCAGUGAUUAGAAAACCAUAUAUAAGGAAAAUUUCUUUUUGUUAAGAUUGUAAGUAGGAACACAAUCUUAGUAAAGUGAAUUAAAAAAAAACACUCGUGCAAAAUUCUUCCUAAAAAAAAAACAAAUGUUACGUUAAUAGCAAAGCUUAACGGAAGGGAAAUAAAGAAUAUGCACACAAUGCCACACUAUCACAGAAUAAGCUGGAUUUACUCAAAUGGAAUGAAGCUGUAAAUGUUCGCAAUAGAGAUAAGAGGUACGCAUAUUCACAAACUUACAAAUAAACCAUAUCAGCAAAAAGAAAAACAAAAAACGCUCGAACACAAAUUAUACGAUACGGCAUCAAAGCGGAAGAGCAAAUAAAUAGACAAACAAAAAAUAAAAAAAGGGAAUAAAUAUUGCAAAACAAAACAAAACAACACAUUUGCCAAUGUUUUGCGGCUACUGCGUGCGGACGCACAAGGAAGAAAGGAAUGGAUAAUACGAACAUGGUGAAACAAUUGAAACAUGUGCGAGUUGUUAAUAUUGCACCAAGAAGAAUAAAUCAAUGUAACUUUACCAUGUGGUUGUAGUUAAAUAAAUUAAACGAAAUGUUUUAUAUAAA
Messenger RNA from Anopheles funestus (African malaria mosquito), 7484 nucleotides. RefSeq names its product leucine-rich repeat and immunoglobulin-like domain-containing nogo receptor-interacting protein 1. The coding region runs from base 1262 to 2590 and encodes 442 amino acids. The record is from RefSeq and is a predicted model, not a curated record. Lineage: Eukaryota; Metazoa; Arthropoda; Insecta; Diptera; Culicidae. Gene Ontology annotation, molecular function: transmembrane transporter binding; potassium channel activator activity; voltage-gated potassium channel activity. The transcript has 5 exons. Gene Ontology annotation, cellular component: voltage-gated potassium channel complex.